UGUAUCCACUGUGUGCCGAAGUCUGCCACUAGAUGCCAUUCUCCGCUCUCCUUGAACACCAUUGUUGGCUGUUGAAUGCGAAGCGAGGUGUUUUUCUCCUCCUCCAAACCUGUAUUGAAGCCGUGUUCCAAUGAAAGCAGGUGGAAUUCCCCCUUUCGACCAAUGGCGCUCUGCCCUCUCAACAAUCCGUUCGAAAAGGAUGUGUGGGCUCGGUUAUGGCGCUGGCGUGAAGUUAUUGGAAACGGACAAGCCCAGGAAGCAGGAUUUUGGUAGGCUACAACUACACCAGCCAAAGCUUAGGGCUGCCCGCUUGAAUGGGAACAAGUGAGCAGACCAUUCAUAUUGGGUCAAACGUACACCUUGGGAAGACACUUCGGCGACGUCGGAUUGAAGAUAAAUGAUUUCUUCAAAAGUUCCUCUGUCAAAAGCGAGCACGCAUGAGAAAUAAGAAUGACCUCGGGCUAAAAAAGGCAUGGAUCGCAAGAGUUAGACUGAGUUCUAACUCCCCUCGAGCUGUUUGUGUUUUUAACUGAGGAGAAGGACUAAAAGAGUCACCAUGCCUGCCAAAACAAAGUACAAUUUAGUCGAUGAUGGACACGAUUUGCGGAUUCCUUUACAUAACGAGGAAGCAUACCAACAUGGGAUUAAUUUCGAAGCAAAGUAUAUCGGUAGUCUGGAUGUGGCUCGACCCAACAGUCGUGUGGAGAUUGUUGCGGCCAUGAGGCGGAUAAGGUAUGAAUUUAAAGUGAAGAAUAUCAAAAAGAAGAAAGUCAACAUCAUUGUGUCCGUGGACGGAGUCAAAGUAGCACUGCGGAAAAAGAAAAAGAAAAAAGAAUGGACCUGGGAUGAAAGCAAGAUAAUGGUGAUGCAAGACCCAAUAUACAGGAUAUUCUACGUAUCACACGACUCUCAAGAUCUGAAGAUCUUCAGUUAUAUAGUGAGAGAUGGACAGAGCAAUGUGUUUCGAUGUAACGUCUUCAAAUCAAAGAAAAAGAGCCAAGCCAUGCGAAUAGUGAGGACAGUGGGUCAGGCUUUUGAGGUCUGUCAUAAACUUAGCCUGCAGCACACCCAGCAGAACGCAGAUGGCCAGGAAGAUGGUGACACUGACAAGACAUGCACAGAUUCGGGAGUACCAGGGCGGGAGCUCACAGGGGCCGAAAAGCCGGCUGCAGAUGAGACAGACAUAGAUGCAGAGGAGAUUCCCCUCCCCGACAGCACAAUGGACGAGUUCAGUCGCGGAGUCACUGACCUAGAUAUGGCUAAGAAAGAGGAAGAUGUCACCAAGGACAAAAAGCCCUCUGAAGAGCCCAACAUCCUGCUGGCUUCCCCUAAGUUGCUGCUUCCUUCAGACAGUCAGCUGCCGGCUGGUACUCCCCUGUCUGUGCACCACCAGCUCCAGCUGCUCCAGCAGCAGCUCACCCAACAGCAGCAGCAGACACAGGUGGCCGUGGCCCAGGUUCAUCUGCUGAAGGAUCAGCUCUCUGCAGAAGCUGCGGCGAGGAUUGAGGCCCAGGCUCGAGUUCACCAGCUGCUGUUGCAGAAUAAGGACCUACUGCAGCAUAUUUCUCUCCUGGUCAAACAGGUUCAGGAACUGGAGCUCAAGCUGACUGGGAAUGGCUCUAUGGGAUCUCAAGAUAGUCUCCUGGAAAUCACCUUCCGUGCCAAUGUGCCCCCAGUUCUGUGUGACCCCACCAUCCCCAGACCAGAGGACGCCAUCCUUCCUCCAUUCAACGAUGGGACACAGCUAUCCCUGCCGCUGGGCAGUCCAAUAGUGGACCAAAGCAUGUUUGAGAACUGCAACACUGUGGAACAGCCGAAGCUGAACUUUCGUCCAGCAGCCUCCACAGACACCUCUGCCCUGGCAGGAUCGAAGACGGGAGGCAGCCAGCACCUAAAAAACGCCCUGAACUUGGGCAAAGCCAUGGGAGCGAAGGUAAAUGACCUGCUCCGCCGAAAAGAUCCCAACAGCCACGGAGACAUCGGAGUCACAGAGGUGAAUAAGAACGUGGAGCCAGUGUGGUCCAGCCUGACUGAGACUGGCCAUAGUACAGUAAGAAACGGUCACAUCUCCCUGGAUUCUUUCCCUCGGCUAGAUCCCCCACCUCCCACUGGCAAAAAGCGUCUCCCACGGGCCCUGAAGACCACCCAGGACAUGAUGAUAUCCUCUGACCCCGUGGUAUCCUCCCCAGAAUCCUCCUUCGUCUCCUCACAUGACAAGAUCUCCAAAGAUAAAGCUGAGCUUCAGCCUGAAGAGUCCGGCACUGAGAAACUUUCAGAACCCGGCGACCGUGUCGACAGCCAGAUGGAGAAGACCAGUUUAGAACUAAAUAACAAGCCCACAGCUGUGGUGACGGAUGAGAAAAAUUCAGAGGAUGUCGAUCAGUCACAGCUGCUGCUCUCUGUUCCAGAUCUCAUUCACAAAGACAAUCUGGACCCAAAGAAACUGGCCAGCUCAGAAACUAGAAUGGCUUCCACCCCGUGUCCAGGGAAAGGGGGCUGCCGCAUCAGCGUCACUGAGGGGGAAUUGUUGGGGAACGGCACAGUGGAUUACUGGACCCUCAACUUGGAGAACGAAGAAUCCCACCCUGACCUGCUGUCAUUGAAUAACAGGCUUGAGACCCUCAAGCACAUUCAUUCUCCAGGCUUCCGCAAUGACAACAGAGAGGCUUGAAUCAGUCAUUUAAACUGCUUUCAUUCUGCAUUUCAUAUUUUGCCUUUAUAGCAAAGUACAACUGAUUGUACUUAGUUAUUUUGUAGAGAUGAUAAAAAAAAUUACAAUUGUUUUUUUUAAUAGUAGUACCAUAAUCAAUUUGAAAGACUGUAUUUUAAAGUA
This is a messenger RNA of Sinocyclocheilus anshuiensis, 2833 nucleotides long. Its product is annotated as carboxyl-terminal PDZ ligand of neuronal nitric oxide synthase protein-like. The transcript has 12 exons. NCBI's taxonomy places the organism in Eukaryota, Metazoa, Chordata, Actinopteri, Cypriniformes, Cyprinidae. Gene Ontology annotation, molecular function: nitric-oxide synthase binding. Bases 557 to 2671 code for a protein of 704 amino acids. The record is from RefSeq and is a predicted model, not a curated record.